Dipodomys ordii (Ord's kangaroo rat) is the source of this 3000-nucleotide messenger RNA. RefSeq names its product Mdm1 nuclear protein (gene Saxo6). The transcript has 15 exons. Gene Ontology annotation, biological process: negative regulation of centriole replication. Gene Ontology annotation, molecular function: microtubule binding. The record is from RefSeq and is a predicted model, not a curated record. The coding region runs from base 98 to 2266 and encodes 722 amino acids. NCBI's taxonomy places the organism in Eukaryota, Metazoa, Chordata, Mammalia, Rodentia, Heteromyidae.
GGCUUUUGCCUGGGAACCGAUUGUUGUCACCCCGCCCCCUUUGGGGCUUUUUAUCCCGUUAACUGUCGGAGUGGCGGGGUCUUCAGCUCCGGGCGACAUGCCGGUUCGCUUCAAGGGGCUGAGUGAAUACCAGAGAAACUUCCUGUGGAAAAAGUCAUAUUUAGCAGAGUCUUAUAAUCCUUCUGUGGGGCGAAGGUACCCAUUGGCUGGACUUAGAUCAGAUCAAAUAGGGAUUACGAAAGAGCCAAGUUUUAUUUCAAAAAGAAGAGUCCCCUACCAUGACCCACAGAUUUCAAAGUCUCUUGAGUGGAAUGGAGCCAUCUCAGAGAACCAUGCGGUUGUAUCACCAGAACCUGAAGCCCCAGGAUCAACAAACCCACAAGAGGCAGAACAAAAGGAAGUUGUGAACCAGGAAGGAGUUCUCUCAUUAGAGGCCACCAGGGUUCCCAAGAGAACCAGAUCACAUUCUGCAGACUCCAGAGCUGGGGGGACUUCAGAUGUCGUGGAAAAGAAUGAAGGUGUAAUAACAAACCAUAUCCCAGUGAAUAAAACUGUGGAACCGGACAAUUCUGCUAAGCUUUCUUCAGAAAAUGUAGAAAAUGGGGUAGAUAGACUUCUACGUAAGAAAGCUGGGUUGACUGUUUCUCCUUCUCAUAAUGCCUUGAGAAAUUCUGAGUAUCAAAGACAGUUUGUUUGGAAAACCUCUAAAGUGACGACUCCAGUGUUUGCAGCCAAUCAGGUUUUCUACAAUAAAAGCAAAUUUGUUCCACAACUCAAAGGUAACUCAAUUGUCCACGAAACUGAAUACAAAAGAAAUUUUAAAGGUUUGUCUCCAGUGAAAGAAUCAAAAUUAAAUGAUUUGAAAGAAAACAGAAAUCUUGAAACAGUAUCCCCUGAGAAGAAGAGUAAUAAAAUGGAUGAUCCUGUAACAUUAGAAGCAGAGAUGGCAUCAAAAGACUCCAACAAGCCUAAAAAGACUGCCACUCCCUGGAGGCAUCAAAGGCUUGGGAAGGUGAAUUCUGAAUACAGAGCAAAAUUUCUUAGCCCGGCUCAGUAUUUAUAUAAAGCUGGUACUUGGACCCGUGUAAAGGAAAACAUGCCAAGUCAGGAUUCUCUAAAUGCCAUGUGGUAUGCAGAGGUUAAAGAACUCCGAGAAAAGGCUGAGUUUUACAGAAAACGGGUUCAGGGAACACAUUUUUCUCGGGAUCAUCUGAAUCAGAUUGUGUCUGAUAAUAAUUGCUGUUGGGAUGUCUCCUCAACUACAAGUUCAGAAGGAACCGUUAGUAGCAACAUCAGAGCAUUAGAUCUUGCCAGAGAUCAUACAUGCCAUAAGACAUUACAGAAACAUUCCCCUACAAAACCAGAAGUAAAGAAAGGUAUCUUGGAAGAACCGCCCCAGCAAAAUGCCACAGACAAAUUGGACAUGUCUGAUGCUCCCACCAUACCUGUUAGCAGGCGGCUGGCUUGGGAUGCAGAAAACACCGGUGAAGAUGGGCGUAAACGUCUCAAUGGAGAACCGGAGGAGGAGCAGGGAAGGGACAAGCCGUCUUGCAUGGAAGAGCCAGAGAUGUUGGAUGUACAUGAGAAAUCUAAGGCAGACAAGAUAAAAGAAGGGUCAGAUAUUUCUUCUGUAUCAUCAUCAGGAAAAGGAGGCAGGCUUCCUACUCCAAAGCUGAAGGAGCUUGGAGGGGUCCAGAGGACUCAUCAUGAUCUUACUACUCCAGCUGUUGGAGGGGCUGUUUUAGUGUCUCCCUCUAAAGGGAAACCUCCAGUCCCAGAGCAGAGGAAAAGAAUGUUCUCUCAAGAUGGCUUGGAAACAUCAAAGAAUGUUUUUACUAAGAAAGAAAAUCAUACUAAAUAUCGACUGACUUCUCCCACUGCUGGUAUCAAAACAAUUGACCCCCUGCCUUUGCGGGAAGAUUCGGAAGCCGUUAACCCCAAAUUUGCUGAGGCAACUCUUCCAGUUUCCAACAAUCCCGAAUAUUCAGCAAACACCCCUGGACAGUUGCCUUCUCCACCACAGGCUCCGUCCUAUUGGCAUCCUUCUUGUCGCAUUCAGGGGUCUCUGAGACAUCCAGAAUUUCAGCAUAAUGUAGGAAAAGCCAGGAUGAACAAUUCCCAGUUACCUCCACAUGAAGCCUUUCACAAUGAAGAUGAAGACAGAUUGUCUGAGAUUUCUGCUCGCUCCGUGGCUACUAGUCUCCGGGCUUUUCAAACUCUGGCACGAGCACAAAAGAGGAAGGAGAAUUUCUGGGGCAAAACAUAAACUUAGCUGACUUCUUUUUCUCUAAGGAAACUCUUGGAAAUUUUUUUUGCUCACCAUGUUAAGAUUUUUGAGUUAGUUUUCUUCUGACAUUUCCAACAUAAAUUUUUUCAAUAGUUCAUUUUACCUGGAAAUUCUUAACACAGGCUUACACAAGUUUGACUUAAAAAAUUCUUUUUUAUAUUUAUCCCAAAAUGCAAAGGCAUAGAUGAAAUAGUUCUUCACAUGCUCUGUCUUUGGGAUUAGUUGUAAAAGAUAACUGGUAGAAUUAUGAAUUUUAUCCUUCCAGAGAUGAAUCUGAAGAGAAAAAAUGGAGUAAAAAUUAAAAUUCAAGUGUGGAGUAUCUAUUCCCUGAAUCUUGGCCCUAUGUUUUUACAAUUAUAGAUGCCAUAAAAUGAUUUUUUAUUGUCAGAGUGAUGUACAGAGGGGUUAUAAUCACAUAAGUAAGGUAAUAAGUACAUUUCUUGUCAAACUUGUUACUCCCACCCUCAUUUUUCUCCUACUAAAAUGAUUUGUUUUUAUUUUGAGCUUUUGCUUUAGUAUUUGUUCUCCCCUUCUGUUUAUGGUUGCAGUGUUAUUUAAGAUAAUUGUACUUUGAAAAUAUCAGCUGAAUAUAUUUUUCUUAUUUAUGUAACAAUUUACUGAGAAUAUGUAUAUUUUUGAUCUUUGUGUGUAAUCUAUUUGUAUAAUAAGUUUGGCUUAUAUUUAAAUAAUGUCUGGAUUUUGAAAAAUGUACA